UAUAGAGUACUUUCUUUAGAGCAAAGAAAAUGAUAACAUCAUGUGGUACAUCGUCAGAUGUCUCCUUACUGUACUUACACUCGUGGAGAUGGUGAACUCCGCCGACGUGAAUCACCAUCACCAUGUUUACUGUAAAAACAACGAGGGAAAGGAUGUGGAUUGGUUUGUUAUCUAUAAACUUCCUAAGAUGAAACCAAGAAAGAAUCCCCCCUCGAGAUAUAUAAAUCCGCAUGGAGGAGAGAUUGCUUACUUUGACUCGACCAUGACCAAAGGCAAGAAGUUCCCGUACUGGACGGAAAGCAAGUUCGGCAUCUACCACCAGGACAAUCCCGUUGCAUACACCCUCAGGCCUCUCUUGGAGAAGAAGCAGUCAAAGUACAUCGCAUACGUGGUCUACAACGACCAGGUACCGAAUGAGUUCAGAGGCACAAGGGGGGGUCAUUCAAAAGGAGUUUUUAUGGUUGGACCGACCACCUCUGUCUGGCUGCAGCACAGCGUACCGAGGUUCCCCACGAAGCUUCACCAAGGGUAUUACGAAUAUCCCGAAAGCGGUCGAGAAAACGCCCAGCUCUUUCUCUGCCUCACCGUUAACACCAAGUCGACGGCCGACAUCAUUGCUCAUCACCUCCGCCUCCAGUACGCCAACGUCUACCAGAGGUAUUCUGCAUGGAUAAACGAGAAAAACUACCCAGAAGUUUUUAUGCUUCUUCGUGAUGCCUACGUGAAAGGGCUGGAAAACCUUGCUAAUGACACCAUGUUCACCAUUAAAAAGCAAAGGAUACAAUCAGUUGCAAAGCGCAGCACAUGGCAUUAUGAUAUCUACACGACAAUUGUGGCUCCCUUUAUAGUAAAAAGCGAUCUCGUCGUGGAAAGUUGGAGAAAAGGGGCCGGAGGAAUCGCUGAUAAAUCCUGCGCUUAUUAUUCUGUUACUGACGUGAAGACAGUAAGAAUUGUAUUCGAAUCAGGGUGGUACACCGAGUUCAAUUACACGGAGGAUCACAGCAAAUGGGCAGUGGCUGUACCUAAGCCCUAUUUCUGCUUUUCUUCUCUUAAUAGAAUGGUGUCUCAGUUUCAUCGAGGUGGAGAAGUAACCUGUAUGGAAAACAAAAUCCUUGCUGAUCUCUUCCACAACAGCAUCGCUAAUGAGGAUGCCUGCAAGAACCGAAUAGGAAAACCGAAAUCCCGAAAACCAUAA
Messenger RNA from Ixodes scapularis (black-legged tick), 1195 nucleotides. RefSeq names its product plancitoxin-1-like. NCBI's taxonomy places the organism in Eukaryota, Metazoa, Arthropoda, Arachnida, Ixodida, Ixodidae. The record is from RefSeq and is a predicted model, not a curated record. Gene Ontology annotation, molecular function: deoxyribonuclease II activity. Gene Ontology annotation, biological process: apoptotic DNA fragmentation. The transcript has 7 exons. Bases 41 to 1195 code for a protein of 384 amino acids.